CUUCUUCCUAUUACAUAGCAAUGUGGAUGCACAAUACAUAUGGUCCAUAUUCAAAACCCAAAAUUACCCAUCGUAGCUUCAUUACAGAAUGGACACUGCCACAAUUUGUGUGAUCCUUUCCAUCGCCGCCGGGACAAUACUGUUUCUUGUCCAAAGCGGCGGAAGGCGGCGGCUGCCGCCGUGGCCGUAUCCGUUUCCGAUCAUCGGCAACAUGCUCCAACUCGGCCGGUACCCACACCGAUAUCUUGCCGACCUCUCCAAAACUUACGGCCCGAUGUUGUCCGUCAAGGUCGGCCGCGACUACUUGGUCGUGGUGUCGUCGCCGGAAUUGGCCCGGAAAUUGGUGACUCAGCACGACCAAGCCAUCUCGGCGCGUUCCGUGCCCACAUCCGCAAAAGCAUGGGACCACGACAAGUACGCCAUGGGUCUUCUCCCUGUGGGAAGUCUAUGGCGCAAACUUCGUAAAAUAACCAAAAAUCAAUUGUUCCUUGCUAUCAAGCUCGAAGGCAGCCAAGGCCUCCGACAGGAGAAGUUGCGGCAGCUGCACAAGCAUUUGCGCGACUGCUGCGCCGCAGGUCGGGCAGUCGACAUUGGAGAAGUGGUGCACACUACCGUGCUUAACCAGAUGUCGGAGACUCUGUUUUCUCGGGAUUUUGGCGACUUCGGCUCGGACUCCAUUCGACGGCUGAAAGACAUCAUUGAGGAUGUGAUCCAAUCUUAUAUUAGGCCUAAUUUUGCGGACUUAUUCCCUUUUUUGAAAGGGAUUGAUCUGCAGGGUAUCAGCCGCCGCGCCAAGCUCUCGGCCGGGAGAGCUUUCGCGAUUCUUGAGGAUGUGAUCGAAAUGAGAUUAUCGUCAAGGUCUGCUUUAGGUUAUAUUAAAAAGACGGAUAUACUCCAAGGAUUGCUUGAUCUCAUGAAUGACUCGGAAAAUGGCCUCACCAUGGCCGAGAUCAAGCAUCUUCUUCUGGAUUUGAUCAUUGCAGGAGUGGAUUCGACCGCGUCUACAGUGAAUUGGGCUACGACGGAAUUGAUGCUCAACCCCGAAAAAAGAGCAAUCUUGAAAGAUGAGUUAGCCACCGUGAUCGGGGAAAAGAAACAAGUUCUUGAGUCGGACAUGUUGCGACUUCCAUAUUUGCAAGCGGUGAUCAAGGAAGUGUUUAGGUAUCACCCGACGGGACCACUUCUAGUACCACGCAAGGCAACGGAGGACAUACAUUUUGAGGGAUUUGUGAUCCCUAAGAAUACACGAAUUGCGUUCAAUGUGUGGUGCACGGCGAGAGAUUCGACAAUUUGGUCCAAUCCGGAUUCCUUUGAGCCGGAGCGAUUUUUGGGCACGGACAUUGAUUUCAUCGGAACACAUUUCAAGCUUAUUCCAUUUGGCGCGGGAAGAAGAAUUUGUCCGGGGAUUACAUUGGCGAGUCCAAUGAUUCCCCUCCUAUUGGCAUUUUUAGUACAUAAUUUUGAUUGGAAACUCGAAGUCGGGGAAGAAGUCGACGUUGCCGAAAAGCUAUAUCUCUCGCUACGCAAGAGCGUUUCUUUUAAGAUAAUUCCAUCGUUCAAUUCAUUUCAAAAGUAAUAAAAAUAAAUGUUUUUUUUUAGGGUGUGUUUGUUUGGAGGUUUGAAUUUUGAUUAGAUUUGAAUAGUAAAAAUUUUGUGUUUAAUUUGAUAU
Messenger RNA from Andrographis paniculata, 1669 nucleotides. Its product is annotated as cytochrome P450 76T24-like. NCBI's taxonomy places the organism in Eukaryota, Viridiplantae, Streptophyta, Magnoliopsida, Lamiales, Acanthaceae. The transcript has 2 exons. Bases 89 to 1576 code for a protein of 495 amino acids. Gene Ontology annotation, molecular function: oxidoreductase activity, acting on paired donors, with incorporation or reduction of molecular oxygen; iron ion binding; monooxygenase activity. The record is from RefSeq and is a predicted model, not a curated record.